Molecule: messenger RNA, 693 nt
Organism: Impatiens glandulifera
Lineage: Eukaryota; Viridiplantae; Streptophyta; Magnoliopsida; Ericales; Balsaminaceae
Product: tetraspanin-8-like
Exons: 2
Coding region: 1-693 (230 amino acids)
Biological process (GO): auxin-activated signaling pathway
Cellular component (GO): plasmodesma; plasma membrane
Source: RefSeq, a predicted model, not a curated record
AUGGGGGAGGAGCGUGGAGCUAACAAUGGCAUUCCCGUGUUAUUUAGCAUAUUGGCUUCCAUCAUGUCCAUUGGUAUCCUCUUAAACGCAAUAUGGCUGAAUCAGCAAGUCAUCACCCAGUGCGAUCAUGUCCUCGACAUACCGUUAAUAAUCAUCUCUUCUUUCCUCAUUGCACUCUCUAUUUUCGGUAUAUUCGCAUCCUUCAAAGGUAUCUAUUGGAUCCUCCGCUACUAUGGAUGUGCCCUCUUUAUACUCAUCCUCCUCAUGUAUGCUUCAAUCGUCUUCAUUCUUGGGGUCACUGACUAUAUUGAAGUGGAAGAUCCGAAUUAUACGAUUGGAAAGCACAGGAGAUGGCUUUAUAGAAGGGUAAACCACAAUUGGAACAAGAUUACUAGUUUCCUUCAACAAACCAAGAUUUGUGAUAUUCAUAGCCAUAAUGCUAACUUAUACUCUAUUCAGUCCCAUUGCUGCAACCCGUCAAAAAAUUGUUCAAAUCCAUCUUUCAUAAAUCCUGAUUGCACUAAAUGGAGUAGUGACCCGAAAGGGUUGUGUUAUGGUUGCGAGUCUUGUAAGAUUGCUUGGAAGAAUAUCGUCGGGUAUGAUUGGAGGAAGGUGGCCAUCAAUAACUUUGUACUUCUUUUCCUUAUUGUUGCCUGCACUAUUGUUAUCUUUCAGACUGUUAAACUUAAGUAA